AUGGAUGGUUUAUCCAGCAUCUGCGCGGGCCUCGGGCUUUGGAUUGAAGAUGAGAAUGGGAAGCCCAUGCGCUACAGCAAAUCUGAGUAUUGUUCAGAUAACUUGAAGGAUUUACUUCGGUUUCUAAGGCGAGAUGAUCCGGAAAAGAGAGACGUGUUCAAGCAAAUCUGCAAAUGGAAGAUUGUGGGGGAAAAUUUGAUACCGAUAAUAGAGUAUUAUCAGGAAGAUCGCAGCUUAGUGUUAAAUUCAGUGAAGGUGUUGGUGUUUUUGACAAUGCCGAUUGAGCCUGCUUCCCUUGAUAUAUCACAACAAAUAGAGUAUCUGUGGGGAUUGAAGUCUGCUAUUACAUUCAGUGAUAUUAUUCCAGUGAUAGUGUCUCUCCUGGAAAGCCCAUUAGAAAAUCUCGAAAAUGAAUGUUUCACGGAGGAUGACUGGAAAUUGGUACAGCUGGUAAUUACUUUUUUUCGCAACGUCCUAGCUAUUCAAGAUGUAUCGAGCCACCAGAUAACUGGGGGAUUAGCCACUCAGUUCCUGUCUCUUAGGGACAGGUUUUUAGAACUAUUGUUCAAGGAGAAUGUCAUGGAUCUCAUAUUGGUGCUGUCACAACACUCUGGCAGUUCUCAUGACUAUUUACAUCAAGAUAACUUGCUCUUUCUGGAAAUUUUCUAUCACAUAUUUAAAGGUCAACAGCCAGAGUUAAUUGCUAAGGCAUAUUUGAAGGGCUCAAAGGUUGGAAAAGCUUCUGAAGAUGCAGUUACCAGUCUCCAAUCUAUUAUGAAAGAGGAACAAGAGAAAAGAAAGCGUUUGAAAUUUCACAGUCUCAGUUGUUAUUCACAGCUCAGUGGAACAUUUACCCGGUUCUCCUUGGAUGGUUCUAAAGCGCUUCUAAAAGGAAAUCCUUCAGCCGUUGGUAAUGUUUCAUUAAAAGCUCAUAAAAACGCUCGGGGUUCAUCGAAAAAGAAAGUUGGGGACAGUAUAGAACUGCCAUCAACGAAACCAGAAAUCCUGCAUUUACUUGCUGAUUUUAUUAGUCAGUUUUUGAUGGGGGGCUACAAUGUUCUGAUGCGGUCGAUCCUUGACGAUAUUGUGAAAGAACAUCAGGAAAUUCUUAGUAGUGAUGUUGUCAUAUUCUUUCAGGUGGCUCAAUUCGUCACAUCUUUCCAAUAUCACAAGUGUGUAGGUUCAAAGCCUAGCAUUGAAGUUGAAAAUGAGGCAUCUGCCACUCGCCAUGAUGAAACCACUAUUUUUAACGGCAGUAUAUGUGGACCAAUUGCUGAAACCCUGAAUGAACCAAUGUUUCUAUUGGUCAUUUCAAAAUGGCGGUUCGCAUUUGAAAGCCUAAGACAAACUAAUGACUAUAAGUUUCUCUCAGUAGCAGGGUCACUUGUGAAAACUAUGAUACGCAUGCUGGAUUUGGUACUAAAGCAAUCCCCGGAAGAUUCAAAGGAACCUCAGACAGCUCGUGUACUUUUGUACAAGUUAUUCUAUGAUCAAACUGAGGAAGGAAUGACACAGUUUCUCUUGAACCUAAUCAAGUCAUUCGAUGCUCAGAAGCAGUCCAAAAGUGAUCUUGCCAACUUGGUGGAAAGCAUGCAUGUGAUUCUGCGUCUAGUGGAGAACCUUCAAUCACGUGGCUCAUUGCGGGUCUCCAAGAAGUCGAGGAAGAAAAGGACAAAGAAGACAACAGAAAAGAAUGAAAAUGCUUGUGAACCAAGUGCGGUCAAUGUUGCCUCUCAGACAGAGAUUGGCAAUGCUACUUGUGAGGCGCCAGUUGAUGCCAACAUGUCGGGAUUUGAUACGUUACUUAAUCAGGACACCAAUAUAGAGGCUGAAUUAAGCACCCGGGAUUUCACUCAAGUUGAUCAACCAGUACUAAAACCUACUACUUGUGAGGCGCCAAUUGAUGCCAACAUGUCGGGAUUUGAUAUGUUACUUAAUCAGGACACCAACAUAGAGGCUGAAUUUAGCACCCGGGAUUUCACUCGAGUUGAUCAACCGGUACUAAAACCUACUAACUCGGAAAGCAACGAGUCUGAGGUGAAUGGAGGAAUUGUUGCCGAUAAUGAUGUUCUUCUCGAAACUGACGAUUCAUCUGGCGAUGACCAGCUGACAUUGACCAAUGAGGUUGACUUGAAUGCGUCCUCUCUGGUUUCAGCUCUCGCUAACAACAGUAUCAUUGAGAAUUUGUGUUGGUUGCUGAAGUUCUACAAGACCAAUUCCAUCACGACUAAUCAUUACAUCAUAAGCAUGCUUCGUCGGAUUUGUGAUGAUCUUGAACUGUCCCCAAUGCUAUACCAGUUAUCACUCCUUACGAUAUUCUAUGAUAUCCUGGAGGAGCAGCAAUUGAGACCGUCCAAAGUACACGAGAAUAUUGUUACUUUCUUGACAACUUUGGUCCGGAGGAUGUUGCGUAAAAUGAAGGACUGUCCCCUUCUAUUUGUCGAGGUUCUGUUCUGGAAGACACGAAAAGAGUGCCACUAUAUAAAUUGUGGAGCCAUGAUAAAGGAGCUCAAAGGAAUCAGAAAAAACAAUGGUGAAGGCAGGAGUGAAAACGAAGGAGAUAGUUUAUUUGAAGGGCAAAAAUGGGCCCGAAGGAGUAUAGCAGAUGCCUUGGGUGAUGAUGAUUUCGGUACAUCUGUCCAUGACAGCCAACAUGAGGGUCACCCUGAAGAAGGAUCAAAUGGGUCACUGGAAACAGGAAAUGACAUCACACUUACUGAUGAAAUGCGUGACAAAAUUAAGGAUCUGUAUCAGAAGUAUAAGGAUAAUCGUGAUUGUUGCCAACUAAUUGCCGGUGAGCUCGAUCCAAAUGGAGAAAUAUCAAGCACUCAAGUCUCCAAGAUCCUCAAACCGCUCGGAUUUAAAGUUCCAGCUGAGGCAAAGAUGAAGAGCUCUAAAGAAAAUUCAUCCAUGAGAAAACCUACGCACUCCAGAAAAAGAGUUCAGGCAUUUAGUGAGGAUCAGGAGCAGAAAAUCAAAGAAUUGUUUGAGCAGUUUAAAGAUAAUAGGAGGUGUAGCUACAUGAUUGCUAAUGCCCUUGAAGGCAAUGGGGGGUUCUCUGCAGCUCAGAUUUCGCGCAAACUCAAACAGCUUGGCCUCAUGAGGCCGAAAAAUAACAAGUCUCAAUCUAAAAUGAGUUUGAGAGAUGAACCUCUUAGCGACCAUCUUUCUGAAGGUGCAAGUGAAUAUGAGGAUGAAACAUUGUUAUCAAUGAAAAAUAGGAGUAAACAAAAGCGAAAUGGAAGCCAAUAUGAUGAGAGGCAUAGUAAGAAGGCCGCAAAGGAAUUGCCCGAGGACAUGUCUGAUGAUGAAUUACUUAGCUCCAUGUUGGUAAAAACAAAGAAAAGGCCCCGAAAGAGUGAGGAGCUCAUGACAGAUUCUUCUGAGAGGGGCAACUUUGCACAAUCCGAUGAGAUGACAGAUACAAUCCAACUGGACAAUGGAGUUUCUUACCAUUAUAGUGAUUCUGAAAUGGACACAACAGGACUUGAUAAUCUUAGAGACUCGAACAAAAAUUCAUCCGAGAAAGGCAAAAAUUCCGAGGAUCCAUUCUUAGAUGAUGGGAUUGAGGAUGAGUUGGCUGAUUUUGAUGAAAAUACGGUACACAUUACCACACAGGAUAAUCCCUCGUUGGUUCCGAGAAGACGAUUGAGGAUGGUACUUGACUUUGAGGAUGGUGAUGAUUGA
Molecule: messenger RNA, 3687 nt
Organism: Striga hermonthica
Lineage: Eukaryota; Viridiplantae; Streptophyta; Magnoliopsida; Lamiales; Orobanchaceae
Source: the annotation of a GenBank genome assembly